UAUUUGACUUCGGCGCGAGGUAAGUGUGUGCGCGUGAGAGAUGAAGACAAAGAGCCACGCGUAUCGUCUUUUUUGUGACAUGGUGGGUGGUUCUGUUUAAGUCCUUUAAAAAGACCCUGUUCGGAGAAUCACACGCAGAGAGGGAACGUACGGGAGUGGGCAAAUCCACGGAACCAUGACGCACAGGUCAGCGUAUCUCCUCCAAUGAUGCUUUAUUGAGUCAUUUAUCCAGAGGAAACCAGUGCUGCUCGAGUCAGUCUCUGCCAUGGACUCUCUCAGCUGUUUUGUCUUACGGAUAUCGGUUCUUCUGUACGGCACCUGCGGGGUUCUGGCGCUCAUACCGGGAAUAUCCGAACCGGAGUUCAUCCGCAGGUGCGUGCUGGCGCAUAAUGCGCACCGCUCGCGCGCCUCUCCAACUACGGCCAGUUUGCGCUCAGUGUCAUGGGACAAAGAAUUGGCCAAAGGAGCCAGGGAUCGAGCGAGACACUGCAAGGCCUCUCAUGGACCCUCCAUGCCACAUUUCGGACACCCGCUGUUCGGGUGGAUGGGGGAGAACAUCUGGUUGGGUGUCCCAUUUUCCGCCUUCUCCGUGGAGAACGCUGUACAGAGAUGGAACAAUGAAAGAGCUUAUUCACUUAAAAAUAACAACUGCUCAAGACUGUGCGGCCACUAUGGACAGUUAAUGUGGUCCACAAGCUUCAAGAUGGGCUGUGCUGUUAACGUGUGCACUAAAGGAAUUGAAAACUUCUCCACACACCCAGAAUCCACCAUUUUCGUCUGUAACUACGGCGAUACGGGACAUGUCCAUGGAGUGACUCCGUAUAUAUCAGGUGUGGCGUGCAGCGGAUGUGGGUCAGAGAUCUGUCGAAACAACGUCUGCAGACAUGAUUGGUUCCCUGGGUGGGACUAUGGCCCAACCUCUUCAGCUCAACGUUUUUCUUAUUGGCUAAUAUAUGUUGGACUUUGUUUACAGGGAGUUUGCUGGCUACUUGACUUUUAUGCAACACAUUAAUGUCAUUCUGUGCAGCUGUUUCAUAUAACGUCUGAGGCUUAACUCAUUAAUUCUUGGCACUGAAAUUAGCACUGACUUAAAAGAUAUAAUGUGAAGAAAUUUCUCUAUAGCAAGUUUAUAUAAACAGAGUUUUCUCACUGUGUACCACAUUUUGUUUCAGUACACAGGUAGCUCUACAAAUGCAUUACUUACUUAUUUAAUAAAUCGUUCAUGUAAGUAUAAAUGUGAUAGUUGAAUAAACUUUAAUAUUUUAUACGCGUA
Messenger RNA from Paramisgurnus dabryanus, 1273 nucleotides. It is a transcript of the gene glipr1b, whose product is annotated as GLI pathogenesis-related 1b. The record is from RefSeq and is a predicted model, not a curated record. Lineage: Eukaryota; Metazoa; Chordata; Actinopteri; Cypriniformes; Cobitidae.